AUGAAAGGUAGAUUUGUUCCGAAGCAACAUUUGACACAUUCUACAAAUCCAUAUAUUCACAAGUGCUGUGGCUGUAUACAUUUGAGAAUGGGAAGUGCUCUGACAUGCUUAAUUUGGGCUGGAAUAUCACUGUAUUUUGCUAUCCUUUCAUUUCAAUCUAGAAGUCCAUUUUAUUCGUUUAUGGAUCCUACUGGAUUGUAUAUUUUCGGCGCAAUCAAUCUUAUACUUUUCGGAGUCAGUUUGGGUACAUUGAUUUUGAUUUAUCUUAGAUCACCUAUGGGAAUGAAGGCAGCGUCAUUUAUCAUUAACUGUGUGGUGUUUGUUCUUGUGGUAGACAUGACUGUAAACACAAUAUUAUUCAUUGUUCGACGCGAAGCUUAUGUGAAUUGGUGUAGUCAAGCAAAUGCUAAAUUACUUCACUACGCGCUAUUUUUAAACGACGAUCCCGAUAAGAUUAGUGAAGAAGACCUUUAUAAUUGCGGCCGAACUUGGGAGGAUGAGUUGAAGUUUUCUGUGUUAUCGACCAUUGUUAUGAUUGCCGUUUAUCUUUAUUUGGCUAUCAGUAUAUUUUCAUAUAGCGUCAAACUUCGUUUUAGAAUCAAGCAUGAAAUCAUGGGUAGAAUGCGGGGAGAUAUGAUGGGAGGUAUGAUGUUGCCACCAGGUCCAAUGUCCACGAUUUAA
Mucor mucedo is the source of this 681-nucleotide messenger RNA. RefSeq lists its product as uncharacterized. The coding region runs from base 1 to 681 and encodes 226 amino acids. The record is from RefSeq and is a predicted model, not a curated record. The transcript is spliced from 5 exons. NCBI's taxonomy places the organism in Eukaryota, Fungi, Mucoromycota, Mucoromycetes, Mucorales, Mucoraceae.